Labeo rohita (rohu) is the source of this 2008-nucleotide messenger RNA. Its product is annotated as calpain-1 catalytic subunit. Lineage: Eukaryota; Metazoa; Chordata; Actinopteri; Cypriniformes; Cyprinidae. Gene Ontology annotation, molecular function: calcium-dependent cysteine-type endopeptidase activity. The coding region runs from base 52 to 1614 and encodes 520 amino acids. Gene Ontology annotation, biological process: proteolysis. The transcript has 13 exons. Gene Ontology annotation, cellular component: cytoplasm. The record is from RefSeq and is a predicted model, not a curated record.
AAGACUGCUCAUUUAGUUUAUCCUAAGAAACCACUUUUGCAACGGAACAAAAUGCCUCCACCUCGUGUAAACAAGAACCCCAGGAAUGAAACCACCACAAAAGACAACACGGGCACUCUCAACGACCCUUUUAAAUUCUUGAAUCAGGACUACCAGGAGUUGAAGAAGAGCUUCAUCACCAAUAACAAGAGAUUUGUUGAUGACAAGUUCCCCCCAGAAAGCAGCUCCAUUGACCCAAAUAAGAAGCUUAAACUGGAUCUGGACAAAAUUGAGUGGUUGAGGCCAUCAAAAAUUGUGUCAGACCCUCAGCUCAUUGUACAGGGGGUGUCCAGGUUUGACUAUUCCCAAGGACCUUAUUUAGGAAACUGCUGGUUUCUUGCUUCAGUUGGGGCUUUAACAUUUAUGAAUGAAAUCGUGGACCAGGUUAUGCCAGUUGACCAGUCAUUUGGUAAAGAUUAUGCAGGGAUAUUUCACUUCAGAUUCUGGCGGUUUGGGAAAUGGAUUGAUGUUGUCAUUGAUGACAAACUUCCAACAAUCGAUGGAAAGCUCAUUUUUGUUCAUUCAAAAACAUCUAAUGAGUUUUGGCCUGCAUUACUGGAGAAAGCUUAUGCCAAGGUCUGUGGCUCCUACGCUGACAUGCACGCUGGUCAUGUAUCUGAGGCUCUCUUGGACUUCACUGGUGGCGUCCACGUAAACUUUGAACUAGAAAAACCAGCUAUUGAUUUGUGGAGCCUGAUGGAUCGUGCAGCCAAAACACAGGUUCUGAUGGCCUGUGGCUCCCGUCAAGGGGAAAAAUCUGAGAAUAUAUUACCCAAUGGUAUUGUUCAAGGCCAUGCAUAUACAGUCACGGGGGUUUUUAAGGUAACAUGCCAAGGAAAACCAGUGAGACUGGUGAGAUUGUUGAAUCCAUGGGGAAUGGCCGAGUGGAACAGUGCCUGGAGUGACAAGUCAUUAUUGUGGAGCAAAGUGAGUGAGAAGGAGCAAACCAUGUGUCGUUCUUUGGCCAAUGAUGGCGAAUUCUGGAUGUCAAUGGAGGACUUCACCAAAAACUUUGAAGAAAUUGAUAUUUGCUGCCUCAGUCCUGAUUUUCUGGACAGUUCCUCUAAAUGUAGCUGGACAACAACAUGCUACAAUGGCAGCUGGGAAUCUGGGACUACAGCUGGUGGCUGCAUCAAUAAUAAAGGUAGCUCAAAUGAUGAGAAUCUUUUUUGGAUGAACCCUCAAUUUCGGGUGAGGAUUGAGGAGCUUGAUGCAGAAUGUGCCAGUGGCCAGUGUCCUGAAAACAUACUGGUGUCCCUUAUGCAGAUCCAUGAGAAGAGAUACAGAAGUCUUGUUUCAACCUACAGCAUCGGCUUCAGUGUUUAUCGGAUACCACCAGAGAUGAAAGAUGAGAAGUUCCCUGCCAAGUUUUUCUACAGCAGACGUCCUGUGGAAGAUAGUGGCAACUUUAUCAAUACAAGACAUGUGAUGAAAUUCUUCAAGCUUGAACCAGGAGAGUAUCUCAUUGUACCUGCUACUUUCCGCCCUAAUGAGUCUGCAAAAUUCAUGCUGUCCAUCUACACAAAGACUGAAUCCCAUAAAAAAGGAAAGAAACCUGCAAUGACAUAUGUAUAAGGUUAUUAUAUGUCUUGCUUAAAUAGCAUUGUGAUAGUUCAUGGUUACACCCUCCUUUGAACCUGCUACCUUGUUUACCAGUCUAGAUUUUUGACCUCUGUAACCACUCAAAUGGGUUUUGGAGCAGACCAAGCUAGUUAUGCUCUUUUUCUUUGUGUUCACCUGUGAGCUGUGAAAUCAAUGUUACCAUGCUUUGUGUAUGGGUCAGGUCAGUCAGUAACAUAAAAAUUGCCAACAGUUGUAAAUGCCAUUUCAGUGCAUGGUCAUUCAGAAAAGCAUGUUUACAAAAAAGAAAAGAAAAAAGGGUAUGUAGAUGAAUAUACGACACGAUUCUGAAAUGUACAACACCAAACAAUAAUAAAAACAUACAUUUCAUUCAGAUCUUUAAUUUAAA